CGGGAGUUUAGUUUUCAACUUCGUUUGAUCGUCUGCUGGCAUAAGUGAUAUUGAUCAAGCAAGAAAACACCUUCAGGCGCUCGCAUGCUCUCUGAUGGGUCCACGAAUUAGAAGCGUUCGCGAGUAACCGCUGCGUUGUGCCUGAUAGACGCAUAGAGAUGAUGUCGGCGGCAGCAGCGGCGGUGUGCGGGGGAUCCCCGGUCCUGCCUUCAAGUACGGUGGAUCCGGCCACAAACGAUGCGCCGCUGGAGUUUGCGGCACGAAUCAAGACCACUGUGGCCCCCGAAGGGCUCGGACGUCCUGUGGGAGCAACAUUUGGGAGCUUUGCUGCUGGUCUGGCUGAAGGAGCCACUGGCCUCCCCUCAUUGGCUAGCCUCAUGGGCAGUCCUGCACCCUGGGGUGUGCCCCCAUUUAUCGGCCUGCCCGGAGACCAUGCCCUUAUGGGAGUGGUUUCCAGCUACAGCCAGUGCCCACAGUUUGGUUUCCUAGGACCACCACCUGAAAUUGGGCCCGGAAUACUGCCAGCCACUGUUCUCAGCCCGAACGCACCUGUGAAGGAGCUGCUGAGGUUUCCAAGCUGUGUCCUGUACCCUCCAAAGCCAAAUAUGCCACCGCCAGCCACACGAGAUCGACCUCCAGGCUGUCGCACAGUGUUUGUGGGUGGCCUGCCUGAGAGCUCUACGGAGGAGCUGGUGCGAGAGGUUUUCCAGCACUGUGGCACCAUCACCACCGUUCGCAUGAGCAAGAAGAACUUUUGCCACAUCCGUUUUGAGACAGAAGAGCAAGUGGAUCGUGCCAUUGCCCUCUCAGGGUACCGGAUGAAAAUUCGAGACCAAGAGGAGGCCAGCCACACUGGACGGCUGCAUGUGGACUUUGCACAGGCACGAGACGACCAGUACGAAUGGGAGUGCCGCCAGCGAGCUUUGCAGCGUGAACAGCGCCACCGGGAGCGGUUGGACCGUGAGCGGUUGCGGCCGCCUUCACCGCCGCCAGUGGUCCAUUAUUCAGACCAUGAGGCCCAACAGCUGACUGAGCGUCUCAAAGGGGACGAAAGCUUCCAGAAGGCAGUGCAAGUGCUGACAGUGUGGUUGGACCGCGGGGAGUGCACCAAGCGCAACGCAGGUCAAUUUUACUCAAUGCUGCAGACAGCCAAUGGUCACAUCCGCCGCCUACUCCAAGAGAAGCAGGAUCACCAAGAAGCACUGGACAAGGCCCGUGUCCUAUUUGCCCAGAGGCUCCAGGGGAUCCUUGUCCAAUUGGGACAAAUUGAGAAGGUAUUUUCCAUGGCCAGUCAUCAGAAGGUUUGGGACCAUUUCACCAAGGCCCAGCGCAAGAACAUUGAUACCUGGCGCAAGCAAUCUGAGGAAAUCAAGUCUGCGCACUUGGCUGAUGUGUUGGACAAGCGCCAGGAAGAUGAGAUGGAUCUGAGUGAUGAGGACGAGCCGCCACCUGCAAAGGCAGCCAAGAUAUCAGAGAGUGGCUCAGAAGUUGAUGGCUGCACUGCUCUGGCCGCAGAAGAUGAAUCAGCAGCAGCGACGCGACUGGCCCUGCAAGAAGAGUGCGACUCCCUCCGGUGCCAGCUGGAGGCGUAUCGCAACGAGGCGCAGCUUCUCAAGGCUGAGCAAGAGCAGCGAGACCAGCAGCUGCACUUGCUCCAACAAGCCUUGCAGGGCCUUCAGCAGCAGCGUGCACGGGAUUUCCAGGAACUUGAAAAAUUGCGGUCAUCCAAAAACGGCUCUACGCCAAGUCCUGAGAGAGAACCAUGCUCAGCAUCUGGUUCGCGGAAUGAAGUGUCCUCGUCUACUCAGGUUGCAGGGAUAAGAAUCACUGAAAAGGAUGCAAAGCUGAUUGGUUUGGUGUCCAUGUUCCUGCAUCUGCAUCCGGACGGUGCAAGUCUGGACUACCUGUGGUCAUAUGUGCACACUCGGGAGCCAGCUCUGCAGCCCUGUGAUGUCGAGGUGCUCCUCUCCAAGUUCCCCACCCUGUUCCCACUCGAGGUCACAGGUGUCGGUGCCACUCUUGAGAGACGAUGGAAGUUUGGUGGAUUUGCACCGUCUCUUUGAAAUGUUUUUCUCGUCUGUUUGUUCUUGACUCUAUUUUUUUCCUCCUCCUUGGCGCCCUUCUUUGAUUUUGCGUACUCUUCUGUCAAAGCUCUCUUGUCUUUCCCUAUUUCGGUGUUGUUCCUGUCACGUCGGUCCUGAUUGUCAAACUCGAAAAGUACAUGCAUUUUCGUUUUACAGAUCAUGCAACAUCACAGUAUUAUUUCAAGUAUGUUGUACACAAAAGAUGUCUGUUCAAAAUGUGGCUUGACCUACAAUGUUUGUUCUCACUGAGCCGUGUUAUCUAUUUAAGGACAAACCUUAUUUAGGCAAGUGCAGCCUUGUUACGUCCCCAGAGCAAGGCUUGACUCAUGGCCCAUCAGAAUUCUUACAGAUGCUUGUGUGAUGGACACGGUGAUGAACUAGUGCAGCAAUCCAUGGGCAGUUUAAAUUGGUACAAUUUUCCAUGUAUAACGUGUCAGCUUAUCAGCUCCUUGCACAUUCAAACUGCCUGUGCAUGGGCACAUUUCGAUAUGUACUGUUUCUUAAGCUGUAACCUAACACUCACACGAUGUGCAUACCUCUGUUGGUUGAACAGUGCAUGCUAGUCAAGUAUGGCAGCAUUCUCAGUCUUUAUUGUUGUUAAAUGCGUUCAAUUGUAGGGAACGGCUUUUAUGCACUUUUUUUUAUUAUUGGUAUUUAUCUCACCUGCAUGAAGGCAUAUACAAUGCUGUGUCCUAUCCAUCUGACUGUAACCCGGUAUGUUGCAUGUUUUGCUUACCCUUGUUGGUGGCAAUUUACAACAGCAGUGCAAGCUAUAUGGUUGUCAUGGUGUUUUCGUUCUAUUUCGGAGUUUAUUUUGUUCCUGCUAAGCGCAUUAGGAAAGUAGGAUUGUGUUAUUGAAGUGAUGGUAUAUAUAAUGCUUACUGUCUCUAAGCUAUCAAUGAUGUGGCAAAUACAAGGGGCAGCAGCAAUCCAAUGGGUGCAGAAUGCAAAAUGAUUGUGCACCAUGCUUUGGAUGGAAAUUAACCUGUAGCACCCCAGCAUUGCUUCUCUCAUAGCCUGUGUGCUACGACUGGACAGUAACCCCCAUCAAACAAUGAAGCUAUCUUCAUACAACAGCAAGUGAGCCAAGCAUGCCUGGUCGGUUUUGUGAUAUGUCAUCACACAAGCAUGGACUAGCUGGCAGGCCAGUGCUGCUGACAAAUUGCGGCAGGAAAAUGGAUGAAACUACCAUGAAACACAGAAUAAUGCUGCCAUAGUAAGCAUGGCUAGCCUCUUGGUCAGGCCAUCAUACCUGCUGCUCACAAUCUUCAAUACAUUGUCAGAUGAUUAGCAGUUAUGAACCAAAGAAGAUGCAAUGAGCAGUGGUAUGGGGGCUGACAUCUUCAAUUCCAUUCCAUAAAAAUUCGGUUCAGUUCAAAAAUGCACUCAGAGGCUGUUUUAGUGCAUGGCAUUUCCUCUGUUGUACAAUCAGUAUGCACUCUCAUUUUGCCACCACAGUCCACCAUCUGGUUUCAACCAGCUUUCCAGUCAGCAGUUGCAAGGCGUUAUUUAAAAAGAAAAUUGGGCAGGUCAAAAUCUCCUGCAAUGCUUGCAACAGAUGUUGCCUAGCUGUUGCACAUCACAUGCACAUCUCAAUUACGUGCACAACAGCAAAUUUUAGAUUUCUGCUUGUCAUGCAGUAUUAGUGCAGUUAGUGCAACUGCUCGUUGUACUAUGCAAAAUUUUCACAGUACUCUUUACAGCGUGCAAUUCAACUGAAGUGUGUCGGUGUGAGAGGAGGCCAUCUCCCUUACUGCCAAUGUGCACAUCCUGCCACUCAGUGCCACGAAGGAAGUGGUCGAGCUGUGAUAGCGUUAGUGCAAAUGAGCCGUUUUACCGACUGCAUUAUCGCAAAAGGUUGCUUCUGUAUUAAAAAGACCCCCCGAGGUUUUUCAUCGAAGCUGCAGCCUCUUUGUCUCUAAAGGGUUCCUUCUCUCCAUUUCAUUGCAAAUCUGCUGGAUGGCAAUGCCUGAGCAAGCACUUGUAACAAUUGUACUGCUUAGGCGGUUGUGUGUAAUAUUGUGUAACGCCUUCCUUUAUCCUUCUUUUGCCUGCACAUUCGUGAACAUUCUGUUUUCUUGUGCAAAGAAAUAGACCAAUGCUGGCUUUCACCUUCUGCGAGGUGAUCUCUU
Molecule: messenger RNA, 4216 nt
Organism: Dermacentor silvarum
Lineage: Eukaryota; Metazoa; Arthropoda; Arachnida; Ixodida; Ixodidae
Product: ecto-NOX disulfide-thiol exchanger 2
Exons: 12
Coding region: 159-2063 (634 amino acids)
Biological process (GO): ultradian rhythm
Cellular component (GO): external side of plasma membrane; plasma membrane
Molecular function (GO): protein-disulfide reductase activity; RNA binding
Source: RefSeq, a predicted model, not a curated record